CAGCAGUCACCGUUAAGAUCAAGUUGAAACAGACUGUGUGAUACUUAGGAGAAAUGUCAGCACUGCUAAGGUCCUGCGCUCACAGUUUCAGAUCUGUGGAUGGACUCAAACACAGAAAGGCUUGGAAAUUAUGCAGCACGAGUUUGCUCCAGUGGUGUCAGUCCCUCCAUGUGGACAGUCCUCCUCUCAAACCCUCUCUGAGCAGCAGCUAUGUCCAUGGCACCUCCACCUUCUCUCUGCUCCCCCUGACUGUGGGCCAGAGCCUGGACUCCACAGUUGAGCGCUGGCCUGAGCGUGAAGCUGUUGUGUUCCUGCAGGACGGCAUCAGGAAAACCUUUGCACAGUUUCAGCAGGAUGUUGACAAGGCGGCUGCAGGUCUGCUUGCUUUGGGCCUGAAGCGAGGCGACAGACUGGGAGUUUGGGGACCAAACACGUAUGAGUGGAUCCUUUUCCAGUUUGCUUCAGCCAAAGCUGGAAUUAUACUGGUGUCAUUGAACCCAGCCUAUCAGGUGAAGGAAGUGGAGUUUACUCUAAAGAAGGUCCAGUGUAAAGCUGUGGUCUGCCCUACCCGCUUUAAAACCCAACAUUUCUGCGAGAUGCUGAGGGAGCUCUGCCCAGAGAUCGACAAAACCACAGAGGGCGUGAUCAAAAGCUCCAGGUUGCCAGACUUGCGUAUGGUGAUUGUGACGGACAGCAGACAGCCAGGGAUGCUUCACGUAGAGGAUGUGAUGCAAGCAGGAGAGAGUCGACACCACAAAGAGCUGAUGGAUCUGCACAGCAAACUGUCCUUCGAUGAGCCCAUCAACAUCCAGUUCACAUCAGGGACUACAGGAAGUCCAAAGGCAGCCUGUCUUUCCCACCACAAUAUCGUAAACAAUGCUUACUUUAUGGGUCUUCGAAUUGGUUAUGAACGGAGGCCUCAGGUGCGGGUUUGUGUGCCCGUACCCAUGUACCACUGCUUUGGCUCUGUGGCGGGUGGGAUGUGUAUGGCAGUCCAUGGCAUCACGCUGGUCUUCCCUUCCACUGGCUACAACAGCCAAGCCAACCUAGAGGCCAUUCAGAGUGAAAGGUGCAAUUUUGUCUAUGGCACUCCCACAAUGUACACUGACAUGCUCAGCCAGCAAGAGAUAAACAAGUAUGAUUUGUCAUCAGUUGAAGCUGGCCUAAUGGGAGGUUCUUCUUGUGCUCCUGAGGUUGUGAGAAAACUGAUAACAGACAUGAACAUGAAAGAGAUAGUGUUAGGCUAUGGAACAACUGAGAACAGCCCUCUUACAUUUCUGGGAUUCCCACAAGAUAUCGAGGAGCUAAAGAUAAACACUGCUGGAUGUAUCAUGAGCCACACUGAGGCUAAAGUGGUGGACCCUACUAGUGGGGAGAUCAUCCCUCUGGGGGCCUCAGGAGAGUUUAUGAUCAGAGGCAGCUGUGUGAUGCAUGGAUACUGGGACGACCCUGAGAAAACCAGAGAGGUUAUCUCCCACGGUGGCUGGUACAGGACUGGCGACAUCGGCAGUCUAAACAGUCUGGGAUACUGCCGCAUUGAUGGACGCAUAAAAGACAUGAUCAUCCGAGGAGGGGAGAACAUUUACCCUGCAGAGAUCGAGCAAUUUCUCUUCACACAUCCCAAAGUCCAGGAGGUGCAGGUGGUCGGAGUGAAAGAUGAGAGGCUGGGCGAGCAGGUGUGUGCCUGCGUCAAACUGAAAGAGGGCCAGACCUCCAGUUCAGAGGAGAUAAGAGACUUCUGCAAAGGCCAGAUUUCUCACUUCAAGAUCCCACACUAUGUGAUCUUUGUGGACAGCUACCCUCUGACAGCCUCUGGAAAGAUCAAGAAGAACAUAUUAAGGGAGGACAUGGAGAAGAAAUUGGGCCUUUACAUUUGAGUAAAAAAUUUAGUUAUAAAAGGUGUUUUCCCCUUGUUUAUUUAUAGUAAAAAGUAUUUCAAAGCCUUUAAGUGACACCACAGGCUCCAUUAUGUGAAGCUGUAAUCAUUCAAACCAACAUUUUGUUGAGUAUGCAAAAAUGUGCACAUUUUAUCCUUAUUUUAUUUCAUUUUAUUUUACCAAAAUUGUUAAAAUCCGUUUGAUGUAAAUCUUUUGGCAGUUACAUUAAAAACAGCAUUUCAACUGAA
Plectropomus leopardus (leopard coralgrouper) is the source of this 2125-nucleotide messenger RNA. The record is from RefSeq and is a predicted model, not a curated record. NCBI's taxonomy places the organism in Eukaryota, Metazoa, Chordata, Actinopteri, Perciformes, Serranidae.